AUGCGUACAAAUCCGUGGACUCAUUCGGUAUCGUUGGAGAGUGUUAAUGCAGCGACUUAUACACAAUCUAUAGCCCUCCUAGAACCACAGUUACGCGAGCUAGAAUAUGAUAGGCAAAUUCAUCAGCUUCGGCAACCGGGUGCUGGGCUUCUGGUGUCUUUCAACUCUGUAUUACUGGGACUUGCAAUUGCCGUGUUCCCGAGCAACGAUCCGGCCGCUAAAGAGACCAAAAUAUUUCAGCAAGUCUUGGAAGCUACGGUAGACCCCGGAGUGAACAGGGAAUACCUGCUAAAGCCACCUGCUGAGUUGGACAAAGCACAGCAGAUUGCUGCUCAACGUGAGCAUAUCCGCGGAAAUGCAACCGGAAAUACCCGCCUCAAGAACCGAACUACGUGCAGCUUCUAUUGGCGGCUGAUGACCGUACAAACCGAGGUUGGGAUAUGUGUCAACAAUCCACAAACGGCCAUUCGGUCCGACUAA
Molecule: messenger RNA, 480 nt
Organism: Dicrocoelium dendriticum
Lineage: Eukaryota; Metazoa; Platyhelminthes; Trematoda; Plagiorchiida; Dicrocoeliidae
Source: the annotation of a GenBank genome assembly